UUCCCCCUCAACUUCCCCCCACCCCAAACACACAUAUUACACUCUCUGGGACACCUAUCUCUAGCCCUUCUCCUCCCCAGAGGAGACAGGUCGACAGAGAUGUGGGGUGGGGGGGAAGCAGCCUCUGCCCCCCACCCCUGGCAUUUGGUCCCUUCCUGGGGACAAGAGGGGAAAGAAGGGCAGGCGUCUCAGAUCUGGGAAAACUCGUCCUUCUCUGCUGCCUCAGAGCCUGUGUCUUAGCCUCAGCUCCUGCCUAUUUCCCCUAGCGCAAACUGGACUCUUCCCUGCUGACCCUGAAAUUGUACCCCUCCUUCAAACUCACUCUGCCCUGCCUAGGGUGCAUCUGUCUCUGGGGACAUCACCUGCUCUUCUCCCCCGCCCCCAGCCAACUUCCCUGCCCCCUCUCUUGCACCCACACUGAGAAUUUCCGGCUUGCCUAAAGCCCACUUUUGCUAAACCACCAUGGGACAGUGUGAUGGAAAGCAGAGGGCUGGGCAAUGAACCCCAGAUUCAAGGAGGAGGGUAGCGACCAACUUAUUUCGGGGGGGGGAAUCCAAGUUGUGUCAUCUUCCCUACAAUCACACUACCCCUCCAGAAUUCCUGUGUCUGACUCCAAAGAAAUUGCUUUCUCCCAUUCCUCUGUAGCUUUUUUCCCGUUCCAAAAACAGCCUACAAUUUUAUUUAAUGAAAGACACAUUUAUGAACAAUCAAAUGAUCCUCAUAAAAUUUUUAUUGAAGGACGUAAAAACAAGCUACUUGCCCACGACUGAGGUCGCUCUCUCGCCUUGCCCGCUCUCACCCUGGCUCUCUGCAGACAGAGCCCUGGAGUGACUUCUUUUUGGGAGGCGGGGGAGGGCAGGAUGUCUCAGAGAUGGAGUUGGGGGCAAAGGAGGGUGAGCAGGAAGACGGGAUGGGGACACCCCACUGAAGUUGUGUAGGUCUCUCCUCCACUUCUUCAGGCUGGCAAAGAAAGAUAGAUACAGACAAUAAAUUUAAAAUAAAGGCGUUUGCAUAUCUGUGCCAAAGCCAAGAGAGGACUUCUGGUGACAAAGGUGUACGAGGUCCCGAGGUCCUACCCCUCCCACCCGCGGACCACCUUCUCCAAGCUUCCCUUGCCCCAAAUUUGGGGGGCUGAGUUGGCCAGUGGCAGAAGGACGCUCCCUUUCCCCUCCUUCCCUCCCUCCACCCCAGCUUCCCCAGUCCCCUCCCACUCUCCCUCCCUCGCUGCUGCUGCUCCUGAAAGAAAUACAUACAUACACACUGUUUAAAAACGUAUUUUUAAAAGCCACGUUCGGAACUGACAAUCGCUGAUCUCGGCUCGCGCAGAGACUGCGGGAGCGUCGGGGCCGACAGAGACGGAUUACGUCAAGAAAUAGUUCCUCCACCUACCUCGGCCGGCCUCUCCGCCCCUGCGGGGCUCCCGCGCCCAGCUCGGCCCCGGGGGUCCGGAAACCCUGGCUUCGGGGAGUGGCACUUGCACACCAUUAAGAAAUCCUCCCGGGGGUGGGGGCGGAGGCCAUCUGCUUAGGAGUGGACAUGAGCCAGGGGCUUCUCUGCUGAGAUGCGAGUUGUCCUGAGGGGGUGGCCGGGUCCUUGGGUCCAGAGUUGCGAACCCCCAGGAAAACGCAGGUCGCGGGGAUCAGCAGAGAGAAGGGGGUGGGAGAAGGUUAAAAAAAAAAAAAAAAAAGCCAGGAAAAAAAAGCCCCUGCGCAUUGAUCCGCGCCGUAUUUUUGGGUAAAUACGAUCACGUGGGGGCCGGGGAGCCAAUGAGCUGCGGAGAAAAGGCUGGAAAAAUAAUUACCUGCCUUGAUUGUUCUGUGAGCAGAUAAAAAGUACAUAUACAGUUCAUACAAUAAUCUUAUGUAUGUAAAACCCUGUUACGAUGUCGGCGACGGGGCCCAUCAGUAACUAUUACGUGGACUCGCUCAUCUCUCACGACAAUGAAGACCUCCUAGCGUCCAGGUUUCCGGCCACGGGGGCUCACCCCGCCGCCGCCAGACCCAGCGGUUUGGUGCCGGACUGUAGCGAUUUUCCGUCCUGUAGCUUCGCGCCCAAGCCGGCCGUGUUCAGCACGUCGUGGGCGCCCGUGCCCUCGCAGUCGUCCGUGGUCUACCACCCGUACGGCCCCCAGCCCCACCUCGGCGCCGACACGCGCUACAUGCGGACUUGGCUCGAGCCGCUGUCCGGCGCCGUCUCCUUUCCCAGCUUCCCGGCCGGGGGCCGUCACUACGCCCUCAAGCCGGACGCCUACCCCGGGCGCCGCGCCGACUGCGGCCCGGGCGACGGCCGCAGCUACCCGGACUACAUGUACGGCUCGCCCGGGGAACUGCGCGACCGCGCCCCGCAGACCCUGCCCUCGCCCGAGGCGGACGCCCUCGCCGGCAGCAAGCACAAAGAGGAGAAGGCCGACCUGGACCCCAGCAACCCCGUGGCCAACUGGAUUCACGCCCGCUCCACAAGGAAGAAGCGCUGCCCCUAUACCAAGUACCAGACGCUGGAACUGGAGAAGGAGUUUCUCUUCAAUAUGUAUUUAACCAGGGACCGUCGGUACGAGGUGGCCCGGGUUCUCAACCUCACCGAGCGGCAGGUCAAAAUCUGGUUUCAGAACCGGAGAAUGAAGAUGAAAAAGAUGAAUAAAGAGAAAACCGACAAGGAGCAAUCCUAAACCCUGCCCCAGCCUGCUGCCUCGGCACAGCCAAGGGAAAAACAAAAAACCCACAAAAAUACCCCAACCCAGGCGGGAGACAGCACGAGAAAGAAAAGGAAAGAGCAAGAUAAAGAAAAGCCAAUCGGCUUAAAAAGAAAAAAAAGGGAAGGGGAGAAGGAAAACUCUUGCGAUUUGGGAGGGUUCAGUGUUGAGAAAUUGGUGUUUUAGUUAGUUCUACCCAGCAAGGAGGAGGAGGCCGGGAGAGAAACCGCGUUCUCUUCUCCCAGCGCGACUGAAAUAAAUGACACACACAAAUGUGA
Molecule: messenger RNA, 2967 nt
Organism: Eubalaena glacialis (North Atlantic right whale)
Lineage: Eukaryota; Metazoa; Chordata; Mammalia; Artiodactyla; Balaenidae
Gene: HOXC9
Product: homeobox C9
Exons: 2
Coding region: 1883-2665 (260 amino acids)
Biological process (GO): anterior/posterior pattern specification; DNA-templated transcription; regulation of transcription by RNA polymerase II
Cellular component (GO): nucleus
Molecular function (GO): RNA polymerase II cis-regulatory region sequence-specific DNA binding; DNA-binding transcription factor activity, RNA polymerase II-specific
Source: RefSeq, a predicted model, not a curated record